UCAGAUUACUACAAAUUAUUUUUGCUGAAGCCUAGCAACACAGUUCCCUCCAAGCAGAAAUGUCAAAAUGGCGUCAACGCAGGACGCUUGGUAUAUAUCUUUACUUGGUUUAGCAGAACAUUUCCGAACAUCAAAUCCUCCUGACAUAAAAAGUUGUAUUCAGUGCCUACAAGCUGUAUUUAAUUUUAAACCGCCCCAAAGGGUCGAGGCCCGAACUCAUUUACAACUUGGAAAUAUCCUUUUGACACACACUAAAAACAUCGACUUGGCGAGGACGCAUUUAGAGCAGAGUUGGUGCCUCUCUCAGACUAUCAAUGGGUUCGAUGACGUCAAGUUUGAAGCGGCGAGUGUGCUGGCAGAGCUGUUUGAGCAGCAGGGCCAGCCCACUCACUCCAAACCUAUCCUUCGCAAAGCAAUUGAGUUAUCACAACACAGUGUUUACUGGCACUGCAGGCUAAUAUUCCAACUGGCACAAAUCCACGCAACGGAAAGAGAAUAUGAAGUGGCAAGUAGUCUCCUGGGCGUGGGAGUGGACUACGCCCAGAUCUCCAAUGCAGCAUACACAAGGGUACUCUUCCUGCUUAGUAGGGUAAUGCUGCUUUUAAUAGAUAAGAAAAUCCAAGAAGUUUUACCGCUGCUGAACCAGGCAGGCCACCUAGUAGACUCCUGGACGGGAAGUCCACACCAGAAGGAGUACCUCAAAGUCUUCUUCUUGGUACUACAAGUAUGCCACUACCUAAUGGCUGGGCAGGUGAAGAGCGUGAAGCCGUGCUUGAAACAGCUGCAGCAAAGCAUUCAGACAAUCAUGGCCCCUGCGUGGCCUGAUGAUGACACGGUAUGCGGUACCGCGCCAGGCGAAUCAUUCGUGUGGCUAUCGCGGCAACAACUUUACGUGCUGGUGUACUUAGUCACGGUGAUGCACUCAGCGCAGGCCGGCUACAUGGACAAGGCGCACAAGUACACGGAGAAGGCAUUGGCACAGAUCGACAAGUUGACUGGUAUGUUUCUGUUUAUGUUCCAGCAUGUCGUGGUGGAGCACGCGGCGCUGUGCCGGCUGGUGUGCGGCGGCAAGGCGCACGCGCUGCACGAGAUCGCACGCGCCGCGCACCUGCUCACUGUGGCGCCCACCGCGGCCAGCGCAGCAGCCCACACGCCGCAACUGCACUGCCUGCUCGGUCUAUACGCUAUGUCCAUGAAUUGUAUGGAGGCGGCCGAGGCGCAGUUCCUCACCGCGAUACACAUGUCGCAAGAAAGAGACUUAUGGAUGUUCGCGAAACUUAACCUGGCCAUUGUUUACUUACGGGGGCGGCGGGACAACGACUUAGCGCAGCUCAUGGAACAGGUCCGACCAGAGGCGUUGCCGGCCUACGCGCACGGGCUGAGAGCCGCCUCCUACUACGUGCUAGGGCUCCAGGCCUUUUUCCAAGCGCGGUACAAUGAGGCCAAACGGUACCUCCGGGAGACCCUCAAGAUGGCGAAUGCGGAGGACCUGAAUCGGCUGACGUCCUGCUCGCUCGUGCUGCUCGGGCACAUCUUCCUCUCUAUCAACAACUCGCGCGAGUCCAUGAACAUGGUCACGCCGGCCAUGCAGCUCGCCAGCAAGAUCCCCGACGUGCACGUGCAGCUGUGGGCCUCCGCCAUACUCAAGGAUCUAUACCGGCUAGCCGGCGACACGGAGCGCGAGAACGAAGCAUACCAGAUGCACUGCAACUUCUCGCAGUCCCUCCUGAAGGACCACUUCCAGGCCACGCAGCUCCCGCAGCACGCGCUCGUGCACUGGACGCAGGGCCCGCCCCCCGCGCUGCCGCCCCCACCCGCGGCCUCCAACCCCACGUAGGC
Messenger RNA from Cydia strobilella, 1839 nucleotides. It is a transcript of the gene Mau2, whose product is annotated as MAU2 chromatid cohesion factor homolog. Gene Ontology annotation, biological process: maintenance of mitotic sister chromatid cohesion; mitotic sister chromatid cohesion. The coding region runs from base 68 to 1837 and encodes 589 amino acids. NCBI's taxonomy places the organism in Eukaryota, Metazoa, Arthropoda, Insecta, Lepidoptera, Tortricidae. The transcript has 12 exons. Gene Ontology annotation, molecular function: double-stranded DNA binding; protein binding. Gene Ontology annotation, cellular component: chromatin; SMC loading complex. The record is from RefSeq and is a predicted model, not a curated record.